Nomia melanderi (Alkali bee) is the source of this 2424-nucleotide messenger RNA. RefSeq lists its product as uncharacterized. NCBI's taxonomy places the organism in Eukaryota, Metazoa, Arthropoda, Insecta, Hymenoptera, Halictidae. Gene Ontology annotation, biological process: monoatomic anion transport; transmembrane transport. Gene Ontology annotation, molecular function: transmembrane transporter activity. The record is from RefSeq and is a predicted model, not a curated record. Gene Ontology annotation, cellular component: membrane.
CGACUCGAGCACUACAAGGACGUGCCUAAACUGAGCCGUCAUAACUACUGGGCCUAACGCUGCGAUUAGACGUGUCCUUUUGCCUCUCUCCACCCUUAGCGAACAGAUCGUGGCUCAGCACAAAAGAGAAGAAAUUUGAUGGAUUUUAUUGAAGUAGCAAACUGUUAGUACAAAUCAUACAUUCAGUAUAAAAUUGACAAUCUCCGUUUGGAUAAAGAAGGUCUCUUCUCUAUUAUAGCAAGCCGCCGCAAUUAUAUAGAUUUAAGCACCAUCUAGGGAGGAUGUAGAUAAAUAUGUUCACCAACAGAUUCAUGUAACCGUAGUGUUUGACACGUUGAGUCUCAUACGGUAUGUUUCCAGUGUGACAAUGUGAGCAGUUUUUGCGUUUGUUUUUAUGAAAUUUAUUGAUUGAAGUACAGUAUCUGUGCGUAUCAGUAUCAUAUAAAUCGUGACAAUGUUUUCUGUAAACAUUGAUAUAGCUUUGAUCAACAUAACUAUUUAACAAAUUUUGUGUACUACGUGUCGUUCGAGGUUAGAAUCAGGCAGUGCGAUUGUACGAUAUGUGAUUGAAUAAAAUUUGUUAAGUAUGCCAAAAUUUCGAAUGCUUCCGCGAACAUCGCGGAUUGUAGCAUUAUGUUCCGCCGCGAAUUUUAUAAACGCGGCAGAUCGAGUUAUAAUGCCUAUUGCGAUUGUCCCGAUGACCGACCAGUUUAAAUGGAAUUUACAUUGGCAAGGUUGGAUACUUUCUGCUUUUGCCUUCGGUUAUUUUACUAGUCAGAUUAUUGGUGCAAAUACAGCAAGUCGUUUUGGAUGCAAAACUGUACUAAUGCUGGCAGUGUUAUUAUGGUCCAUUAGUACUGUUAUAACUCCAAUUCUGGCACAGUCAGUUCCAUUGCUCAUUAUAUGUAGAGUGGUCUUAGGGUUGGGGGAGGGUUUAGGCCUACCAGUUAUUUUUCACUUGUUUGCUCAUAAUGUUCCUGUAGAGGAAAGGUCUCGUGCUUUUGGAUACCUUGUAGCUGCUGGUUCAGUUGGACAAGUAGUUGCAUCUGUUUUGUGUCCACAUUUAGCAUGGCAAACAGGAUUUUAUUUAUUUGGAAUAAUUGGAAUUAUUUGGACAUUUACAUGGUUAAUACUUUAUCAGGAAACAAAUUCUCAGGAUGAAAUUCCUUUAUUCGUUCCUAAGGUUACGCAAAAUAGGAGUUUGCGUUGGACUGAAUUUAUCUCCCAUUGGCCUUUAUGGGCAUUGUACAUAGCACAUUUUGCAAUGAAUUGGAGUAAUUACAUAAUAAUGCAAUGGUUGCCAACUUACUUGGCAAGAAACUUGUCUGCUAAUAAAGAAAGUAUUAGCCUGACAGCGCUUCCAUAUAUUGUGAAUUCUCUUGUUGGGAUUGUUGCUGGACACAGUGCAGAUAAUUUCAUACAGAAAAGGUGGACUGUUUUGUCUGUAAGACGAUUAAUGACAAAUAUAGGUUUGAUUGGUCCAGGUGCAUUUUUGUUAGCAUUCUGUGCAGUGGAUAACUUACUUUCUGCAGUAAUCUUUGUUUCAAUAUCUAUGGGACUUUGUGCAUGUAAUUCUGCUGGCCAUCUUAGUAAUCAUGCAGAUAUAGCACCGAAUCAUGCGGGAAUUACAUUUGCGGUUUCUAAUACCAUUGCAACUAUCCCAGGUAUUUUAUGUGGUCCACUAACGGCUGAAUUAGUGACAGCAUCACAUGGUCGUUGGAUGCCAGUUUUCGUUUUAGCUGCGGCAAUCAAUUUUACGGGAGCCAUCAUAUACCAAAGUCACAGUUCUGCACUUCCAGUGUUGUGAUAUGCUCCGUUUAAAAACAAAUUCGCAAGUGAUUAUCGUCAAAGUCAAGGAAAUUAUACUGUCGAUGAAACCUUGCUGCGCAAAUGUACCUUCGAAUCGUGUUUAUUCUAUACGAUUAUGAAAAACAAAUUUCUAUCACGAAUACAGGGCACCAUUAUGGCACGUUUAUACAUCACACAUCGGUUAGCUGAAAACAUAUCAAGAUGCAAAGCAUGUACACUCUAAGGAAGUUUCAUAUUUUCUUUCCAGCGUUAGAACAGUUUACUCGUUAUAAAUAGUGCCAUAGCUUAAUGCACACGGUGGAAUUGGUUACUCAUUACUUAUGAAAUGAAGAAUAUAACUUACCUAAGUACGUUUUAUUUUUUAAUUUGUAUAUCUUUUUACCAACACUGAACAAAAGAUAUAUUGUGAUACGUAUAUAUACAUAUAUAUGUAAAAAAAGAAAUUCUCAUUUUUUAUAUAGGAAAAAUGUAUAUUCUGUAAAACAUAAGAAAUUUAACUUUCACAUACUACAUACUACAUUAAAAUGUUUUAAAGCACCUUUUACUUAGAGAGAUAUAAUUACCGAUUAUGCAAGCCAUGUACUAGAAUAAAAAAAAAGUAUGUUUUUUACUACA